Molecule: messenger RNA, 354 nt
Organism: Rhizoctonia solani
Lineage: Eukaryota; Fungi; Basidiomycota; Agaricomycetes; Cantharellales; Ceratobasidiaceae
Product: bestrophin protein
Exons: 5
Coding region: 1-354 (117 amino acids)
Molecular function (GO): chloride channel activity
Source: RefSeq, a predicted model, not a curated record
AUGGGGUAUAUUACGAUCCCGGCAACGGCUAUAGCGUCGUUCAUAUUCUUUGGGUUCCUGGCUGCAGGGGAGGAAAUUGAAAAUCCCUUUGGAUACGACAAGAACGAUCUUGACAUGGAUUACUUUUGUAAAAUCCUGAUCCGGGCUGAACUUGAUGCAUUAAUGAGCGUGCCAGUUCCAAAACCAGAAGAAUGGGCGUUUUCAGAAGAUAACAACUAUCUUUUCGAGAGCGAUGACGCUGAAAUCCCUGGGAGGUCCCCCGAAGAAUGGUUAGAGGAAACAAAUCCAGAAGAGGCGAUGAGAAACGCGUUAAUGGAUUAUGAGCUUGGCUUGUACACAGAUUCAAGAAGCUAG